Molecule: messenger RNA, 543 nt
Organism: Amblyraja radiata (thorny skate)
Lineage: Eukaryota; Metazoa; Chordata; Chondrichthyes; Rajiformes; Rajidae
Product: scavenger receptor cysteine-rich domain-containing group B protein-like
Exons: 5
Coding region: 22-543 (173 amino acids)
Biological process (GO): cell-cell junction maintenance
Cellular component (GO): membrane
Source: RefSeq, a predicted model, not a curated record
UUUUCCUCAAACCACUCAAAAAUGCCUCCAGAAUGUACGUUGAUGUUUCUCAGCUUUGUGCUUAUCGGUCACAAUCACAGAGCUUACUCACAAGAUGUGGACGUGAGAUUGGUGGACGGAAGUAAAUGCUCUGGAAGAGUGGAAAUCCUCCACAAUGAUAUUUGGGGAACGGUUUGUGACGAUGAUUGGGAUAUCAAAGAUGCGAAUGUCGUUUGCCGACAAGUUGGAUGCCCGUCGGCCAACGCUACACAAGAGGGUGGCAGCUUUGAGGCAGGCAGUGGGAAGAUCUGGAUGGACCAGGUUGCCUGCAAUGGUUCCGAAAUGUUCUUGUCGGCCUGUUCCUUCUCAGGAUGGGAGGUUCACGAUUGCACGCACGCCGAAGAUGUUGGCGUUACCUGUGAUGGAGUUGCGGACGUGAGAUUGGUGGACGGAAGUAAAUGCUCUGGAAGAGUGGAAAUCCUCCACAAUGAUAUUUGGGGAACGUUGGAUGCCCGUCGGCCAACGCUACACAACAGGGUGGCAGGUUUGUGGCAGGCAGUGUGA